Molecule: messenger RNA, 423 nt
Organism: Linum tenue
Lineage: Eukaryota; Viridiplantae; Streptophyta; Magnoliopsida; Malpighiales; Linaceae
Source: the annotation of a GenBank genome assembly
CCACAUUCCACUCUCGAUGUCCCGACUUCUCGAUGAGGACCCCGAGGCUGGCUAUAUGACUCGAAUCAGUGACCAUGAUCUGAAAACUCGCCCACAACUUAUGAAAAUGGCUGAGUAUGCUGUGACGGAGAACAAUAAAAAAGCCCCUAAAUCAGAGACAUUAAAGUUGGUGAGUCUGGACAGAGGAUAUUAUCUUAUUGAAGCUGGUGCAGACACGAUAAUAUUUGAUUUAUACAUUAUCGUCUCGUCCGCUCACCUUGGCCAAAUCAAAUACAAGGCGGAGGUCCAUGCCGGAGAACCUGGUCAUGAAUAUUAUCUCACAUCCUUUACCCGGUUAUAAAUUAAAUUAACCUAGCUAUAUACAUAGCGAUUGUCAUAAUACUUACGCAUAAUGAAUUAUAUAGCAAUAACAAAAAUAAUUCA